AUGCCUAACUCGAUCACCGUCAAACAAAUCGAAGGAAAACCUGGAAGGGUUUACUACCCUUUACAGCUCAAUGAGGUCCCCAGGCCUUCUCCCGGACCGAAAGACGUCCUUGUUCAGUUAAGAGCCGCAGCACUCAACCACCGUGACCUGUUCAUCCGACGUCAUCUGUAUCCUGGCAUUUCAUUUGACCAUCCUCUCCUUGCUGAUGGCUACGGUAUCGUAGUGGAAGUCGGCGAAGACGCCAACAAAGGUCUCCUCAACAAGCCCGUCGUUAUCACCCCUAGUCGUGGUUGGGCCUCUAGUCCCGACGGUCCCGAGGACAUUCGCAAGUUCAGCGUCAUUGGGGCCACGAAGUCUUAUCCCGACGGUACCGCACAGGAUUAUCUUGCUCUUCCCGAGGGUGAGGUUGAGUUGGCCCCAGAGCAUCUUACCCCGGCUGAGGGCGCUGCGCUGCCUCUUGUGGGACUGACCGGCUGGCGUGCUCUGGUCACGAAGAGCGGCAACGCUGAGAAGGGCAGAAACAUCCUUGUCACAGGCAUUGGCGGCGGCGUCGCCCUUCAAGUGCUACAGUUCGGCGUUGCGUUGGGUUGCAAUGUCUACGUCACGUCCGGUGACGAAGCUAAGAUCGAGAAGGCCAAGAAGAUGGGUGCUGCGGGCGGAGUGAACUACAAGAAGGAUAAUUGGGAGAAGGAACUGCAAAGUCAACUCCCCAAGUCACGUCCGUAUCUCGAUGCAGUGGUUGAUGGGGCUGGUGGUGAUCUUGUUGGCAAGGCGGUCAAAUUGCUCAAGCCUGGCGGCGUUAUCAGCCAGUACGGCAUGACGGUAUCGCCGCAGAUGGACUGGCUGAUGCAGGCGGUGUUGAAAAACGUGGAGCUUAAGGGAACGACCAUGGGUUCGCGGGAGGAGUUCAAAGACAUGGUUGCAUUUGUUAGGGAGAAGAAGAUCCGGCCCAUAGUCAGUCGUACAGUCAAGGGCCUGACCAACCUGGAGGGCAUCGACGGGCUGUUCAAGGAGAUGGAGGCUGGAAAGCAGUUCGGUAAGCUGGUUAUUGAGUUUGAAGAAGUUGGUGCGGCGUCAUCUAAGCUAUAG
Colletotrichum karsti is the source of this 1089-nucleotide messenger RNA. Its product is annotated as zinc-binding dehydrogenase. The record is from RefSeq and is a predicted model, not a curated record. Gene Ontology annotation, molecular function: oxidoreductase activity. The coding region runs from base 1 to 1089 and encodes 362 amino acids. NCBI's taxonomy places the organism in Eukaryota, Fungi, Ascomycota, Sordariomycetes, Glomerellales, Glomerellaceae. The transcript has 2 exons.